GGGGUUUGGGGGUUGAUAUAUUUUGGAAAGCCUUUGGAAAUCUCUUGUUCGUACGUUUUCGUUCAACUUGCAGCAAACAAAACGUUAUUUUAUACAGAUUAUAUUUCAACAAUACACACAUGCCUUCAGUUCAACAACCUGUCAUGUCAACCACUCAGCCCUCCAAAGUCGUUCCCAUUGAGACCCUCAUUCAAGAUGACCCCUACCUGGGUCCGUACAAGGGUGCUAUCCAGCACAGAUAUUCGCAGUACGCAUCCUGGGUUGAUAAGAUAAACGCGGAUGAAGGUGGGGUCGAUAAGUUCACUCGGGGAUGGGAGCGAUUGGGAUUUAAUGUGGACAAGGACGGGAUUGUGUACAGGGAAUGGGCACCUGGUGCAGAACAGGCGUUUCUUGUUGGAGAAUUCAACAACUGGGACAGGAACAGCCACCCUUUGAAGAAAAACGAGUUUGGGGUCUGGGAGAUUCGAUUGCCUAACAAGCCGAAUGGAGAGCUUGCAAUACCUCAUAAUACCAAAGUGAAGAUAUCAAUGACGAAACCCGGUGGAGAACGGAUCGAGCGGAUUCCUGCUCUGAUCCGCAGAGCUGUACAAGAUCUAAACUUGAGCCCAGCAUAUGAGGGCGUGUUUUGGCAUCCCAAACAAAAGUAUAUCUUCAAGAACAAACCUCCACCAAAGCCGACUGAAAUGAGAAUAUACGAGUCACAUGUCGGUAUUUCAUCACCCGAGCCGCGGGUUGCGAGCUACAAAGAUUUUCGUGAACAAACCUUACCCCGAAUUGCACGUCUGGGGUACAAUGUCAUUCAGUUGAUGGCGAUUAUGGAGCAUCCGUAUUAUGCCAGUUUCGGCUACCAGGUGACGAAUUUCUUUGCGCCCUCUAGUCGAUUCGGAACGCCUGAGGACUUGAUGGAACUCAUCGAUGCUGCCCAUGGCUUGGGGAUCACAGUGUUGCUGGAUGUCGUGCAUUCUCAUUCAUCCAAGAAUGUUUUGGAUGGAAUUAAUGAGUUUGAUGGGACAGACCACUGUUAUUUCCAUGAGGGGGCACGCGGACGCCAUGAACUUUGGGAUAGCCGGCUCUUUAACUACGGGCACCACGAGGUCCUUCGCUUCCUCCUUUCGAAUCUCCGAUACUGGAUCGUAGAAUAUGGGUUUGACGGCUUCCGCUUCGAUGGCGUGACGAGCAUGCUGUACCAUCACCAUGGUCUAGGAACGGCGUUUUCUGGAGGCUACGAUGAUUAUUUUGGAAAUGCUGUGGAUGUGGAGGCAAUUGUUUAUAUGAUGCUGGCAAACGACAUCAUGCACAAGCUGCAUCCGCAUAUUGUGACAAUUGCUGAAGAUGUGUCUGGUAUGCCAACCCUUUGUAGACCUGUUGCUGAAGGGGGUAUCGGGUUUGAUUACCGGCUGGCGAUGGCGAUUCCCGAUAUGUGGAUUAAGCUUCUGAAAGAGAAGAAGGACGAGGCAUGGGACAUGGGCAACAUCACUCAUACUUUGACCAAUCGCCGCUGGAAGGAACCGACCGUCGCGUACUGCGAGAGCCAUGAUCAGGCCCUUGUUGGGGACAAGACCAUUGCUUUCUGGCUAAUGGAUAAGGAGAUGUACACCAAUAUGUCAAACCUCACUCCAUUGACUCCAGUGAUUGACCGUGGAUUGGCGCUGCACAAAAUGAUCAGAUUAAUAACUUACGGACUGGGGGGUGAAGGCUAUCUUAAUUUUAUGGGCAAUGAGUUUGGACAUCCCGAGUGGUUGGAUUUCCCACGUGCGGGAAAUAACAGUAGCUUUCACUACGCGCGCCGUCAAUACAAUCUGAUUGAUGACCACCUUCUACGCUAUCAAUAUCUCAACAACUUCGACCAAGCGAUGCAUGCCCUGGAGAAACAAUCUCACUGGCUGCAAACCACCCAAUAUGUGUCUCUCAAGCACGAAGGCGACAAAGUGAUCGCAUUUGAACGCGGCAAUCUUCUCUGGAUCUUCAACUUCCAUCCUUCUCAGUCAUUUUCAGACUAUAGGGUUGGAACAAACUGGGCGGGUACAUACAGGGUCGUUCUUGAUACAGACUGGAAGGAAUUUGGCGGACAUGAAAGGGUGGACCGGAAGGGCAAGUAUUUUUCCACUCCUGAGGAGUGGGCUGGAAGGAAGAACUACAUUCAGGUUUAUAUCCCAAGUCGGACUGCUCUAGUUUUAGCUUACCAAUGAGAAACAGUAGCGCUAGAUCAUCCUUCGUUAGGAAAGCGUGAUUGCAAUUAGAGACCAGGCAUUCUGCCUUUGUUUGUGACUGUCCACAAAUCUCACUUGACAAUGUUAAGUGUUCGCAAAUGGAUUGUGCGAUUGAGGCCCAAGUUUAAGAUGAGGAUAUCAAGCUCGCAACUUUGCUUGAAAUCUGACUAUAUAUAAUAUUACUUAAAAAAACCAUUUGCUUUAAAAUCUGAAA
Spizellomyces punctatus DAOM BR117 is the source of this 2424-nucleotide messenger RNA. RefSeq names its product 1,4-alpha-glucan branching enzyme. Bases 120 to 2189 code for a protein of 689 amino acids. Gene Ontology annotation, cellular component: cytoplasm. NCBI's taxonomy places the organism in Eukaryota, Fungi, Chytridiomycota, Chytridiomycetes, Spizellomycetales, Spizellomycetaceae. The record is from RefSeq and is a predicted model, not a curated record. The transcript has 16 exons. Gene Ontology annotation, molecular function: cation binding; 1,4-alpha-glucan branching enzyme activity; hydrolase activity, hydrolyzing O-glycosyl compounds. Gene Ontology annotation, biological process: glycogen biosynthetic process.